This is a messenger RNA of Arachis ipaensis, 1470 nucleotides long. RefSeq lists its product as uncharacterized. The record is from RefSeq and is a predicted model, not a curated record. Gene Ontology annotation, molecular function: zinc ion binding. Lineage: Eukaryota; Viridiplantae; Streptophyta; Magnoliopsida; Fabales; Fabaceae.
AUGGCUAACCAGAAUUGGAUUGCUGAUAAAUUAGAGAAAAGGCUAUUGACCCAGCUUCACUUGACUCAUAGAGAAGUCUUUGAUCAUAUAAAGAUAGACUUUAAUGUGGUGUGCAGUGACAAGAUGAUUUAUAGAGUAUUAAGUGUUGCUAGAGAAAGGUAUAUUGGGAAUGAGAGGGCUCAGUAUGGAAAAUUGAGAGACUACCUCACAAAGAUACACGAAAGUAACCCAGGUGGCUCUGCAUUAUUGGAAUUAAUUCCAACAAUCCUUGAUUCACCACCAUUGUUCAGCAAGUUGUAUGUUUGCCUGGAGGCUUGUAAAAGGGGUUUUAAGACUAGCUGCAGACCGUUGAUUGGUUUGGAUGGAUGCCAUUUGAAAGGAUAUUAUGGGGGACAACUAUUGUCAGCUGUCGGUCAGGAUGCAAACAAUCACUUCUAUGUGAUUGCUUAUACGGGUUUGCUGCCUGCUUUGCAGGAGGUGAUGCCAAAUGCACACCACAGAAAUUGUCGGCUGAAGAGAAUGAAUGAGGGUGCAUGGGCCUAUCUUGCAAAAUUCCAACCAUCUUGCUGGACCAAAGCCCAUUUCAACCAUUGGCCCAAGCUUGACAAUGUGACAAACAACAUGACUGAAGUUUGGAACGCCAAAAUAAACCACUACAGGGGAAAGCCCAUUCUUACCAUGUUGGAAGAGAUCCGUUACUACUUGAUGAGGAGAAUGGCCAAGCAUAAGAAAGUUCUAAGCACCUACAUUGGAAGACAUUCAAAGAAAGUUGGUGUACAUCUUGGAAGGCACACUUGUAGUUGCAACUUGUGGCAACUAACAGGAAUUCCAUGUGUUCAUGUGUUGACAGCUAUACAAAAGAGGUGUAAUAGGCCAGAACCUUAUGUGCACCCUUGGCUCAAAAUGGAUGCAUUUAGAGCCACGUAUGAACAUGUGAUCAGACCAAUCAACUCAGAGAAAUAUUGGAAAAAGAUUGGUCUCUUGGCUCCAGAGCCAUCCACCAUUAAGAAACCACCUGGGCGCCCAACCAAGAAAAAGAGAAAACCUGAUCCUGUUGAGGAUGCACGGGAUGCGACAAAGGAAAGAAGAACAUUCAUGGUCACUUGCCAAAAAUGUGGUCAGAGUGAUCACAAUGCAAAGACAUGCAAUGGACCACCAAGGCCUAAAUCACCCCCAAAUGUUAAGGAAAAUAAACAGCCAAGAGCUAAGAAAAAUACUUCAUCUGCUCCACCACUACAAGAUGAAGUCCAAGUCUCCCAAACAGCCCCUCAAUCACUGCCACAGGAGCAUACAACUAACAUGUCAAGUGGUGCUGUGACUACAUCAGUAUCCAGGCCUCCAAGACCUAAACAACCAAUUAGGAGGCCACAUCCUACUCCAACACCUACCCCCACCAUCUACUCCAGCACUUUCUCCAGGUCCCACCAUCUUCGCACCACCACAGAGGCCUACCCAAUCAGCAUCACCUGA